GGGCAAAGCCCUACAUUUGGGCGUAUAACAAAAAAUCAAUUCUCUUUCCCUUCUCCCCAGAGCUCUCUCAGGAUCUCCCAUGGCGGAACCAAACCCUAUCAUCGGCCUUACAUGGGAACCCAAGUUACCUGGCCUUCCAGCAUCCGCCGCCAGCAAACAGAAGCCGCAUCAUUCCCAUUCUCCUGAAACCAGCUCCGCCCUCUACAGGCCACGUUCAGAACUCAUCGACGGCCUCUAUGUGCCGCCCAGUGAUCCCAAAAAGCUCAAAAAGUUACUCCGGAAAGAGGUCAAAGACACUGCCGGCAAGAAUUGGUUUGACAUGCCUGCCCCGACCAUUACUCCGGAGCUCAAGAAGGAUCUCCAACUCUUGAAGAUGAGGGAUGCUUUUGACCCCAAGAGACACUAUAAGAAAGGUGAUUCAAAAUCAAAGACACUUCCCAAGUAUUUCCAGGUGGGCGUUGUGAUCGAACCAGCUUCAGAAUUCUAUUCUAGUAGACUUUCUAAGAAGGAGAGAAAGGCAACUCUUGCAGAAGAACUGCUUUCUGAUACAAACCUUGUCGAAUAUAGGAAACGCAAGGUCCGGGAGAUUGAAGAACAAAAGCGGCCAGGUGGAGUAGAUAAGUGGAAGAUAAGAGGCCAACAGUCCAGGAAACGCGCAAAGCAUAGAAGACACUGAUUGUUACACCCAUUGCAAAGCAAAACAUCAAUGUUCUUUGAUUCAGGCCCCUCGAAUUGUCAAACCUGCACUGAAUCCUCAUAGCUUUGAUAGAUAUGGGAGGAAUCUCUAGCGCACCAUAGUGGCUUAUGAUAUAUGUAUUUGCCUUCACAUGAAACAGUAAAAAAUUUUGUGUACUAAUGCUACAUUUUUCUUUAAAAAAAAGCUUUGUAGUCCAUUUU
Molecule: messenger RNA, 897 nt
Organism: Ipomoea nil (Japanese morning glory)
Lineage: Eukaryota; Viridiplantae; Streptophyta; Magnoliopsida; Solanales; Convolvulaceae
Product: rRNA-processing protein fcf2
Exons: 5
Coding region: 80-676 (198 amino acids)
Biological process (GO): RNA processing
Cellular component (GO): nucleolus
Molecular function (GO): RNA binding
Source: RefSeq, a predicted model, not a curated record